GUGUCAUUUCUUACAGGCAUUGGUUGGACAGCUAUGUAAUGGGGCUUGUUUAACCUUUGCCUUGUGGGCAAGCAGGAAGGAGAGACGAUGCUGAGAGAUGUGUGUGUGUUCUGAGCUGCUGUCUGGUGGCCGCGUUCAAUAAAUAAAGUUGGCAGAAGCAACAGGAGAAGUUUCCUUCUUUGCUUGGGAGCUGAAUAACACUGACAAGUUAACAGACUAGUAGCGAACGGAAAAGAAGACGGCUUUUUUUGUGCCGAAUACAGAAGAUGAGGACUGAUGGAUUUGUGGAUGAGGACUGAUGAAAAAUAACGCGAGGACCUGCCUGAGGACCAUACGAUGAUGUCCACUUCGGUGGGAAUGUCAGACUUGUCAGACGAGAUCUUGCUCUGCAUCCUCCGCCACGUUCCCGUGUGCGACCUGCUGACCAAUGUGGCGACCACCUGCCAGAGGCUGCAAACGCUGUGCAGGGACAAGACCCUGCUUGCACACGUCAGUCUGUCUGAGGAGUAUACGAUGGACGACCACACAGUCCGCCACACAUUGAGGCAGCUGGCCAAUCACGUGCAGUCUCUUAGCCUAAAUGGCGUCUACUGGCUGAGCGGUGCCAUCAUGGACUCUGUCGCCCGCUGCAAGGCUGUGACGCACCUUGACGUCACCGGGUGCCGCCUCACCUCUUUGCGCUUCUCCCGCCUCCUCUCCUCUCUCGCGCUUCUCCGAUCGCUCGCUUUCGACGUGCAGUCGGGCUUUGACGCUAGCAAGCUCAGCUCCGAGGCCGUGGACCGACUCAGCUGUCUGUCAGAGCUUCGGCAGACGCUGCUGACGCCCAGUUACGGCGUGGUGCCGUGCUGCGCGCAACUACGCAAGCUGAUGCUGCAGUUUGACAUCUCUGACGUCACCAGGGAGGGUUUCGGCGUCAGCUGCCACCUGAUGGUGGGUCAGAGCAGCGUGCCGCAUUAUGAGCAACUGGAGGAGUUCACUGCCAGACUGGCUCCUGGAGAGGUGAACCAGACGUUGCUCCUGCUCUACCUAGCGGUCUUCAGCGUUCAUGUCCCGGAGCGUCUCCGAAUCUUCCUGGUGUCCAUCCCUGGCCCCAACCCGGCCCACUGGCCCGCCGCCCCCUCACUGGCACACAGUCUGGGUCGUCGCGGUGACCUGGAGGCCCUGCAGCUCCCCCGUUCCUGGCUGGACCCCUUCUCCCUAAAGCAGGCCCUGGAGGGCAACAGUCCCAAGCACCUGAGCUUCAGCCGCUGCCCUGCCUUGUGGCCGCAGGUGUUCCAGUCCCUGCUGGAGGGCGGUGUCCGAGAUGCCUCGCGGCUGCUCAGCCUCAACCUCAGUGGGAUCAACAAUAUUCCAUACUCGGAGUGCCGGGGUGUGGAGGACCAGCUGCUUCCUGCCACCAUGGGCCGGCUGGCGUCUAGCUGCUGUAACCUGCGACACUUAAACCUGAUGCACACGCACUAUCACCAUGAGCACACACCUGGAAUGGCGCCUCAGAUGCACCUGUGCACCAGCUUGGCUCAACUGAAGCAUCUGCGCUCUCUCACUUUGCCAGCCUGCGCCUUGUCGGACGGCGUCAAGUCGCAUCACAGCGCCACACAGAACUCUUCUCCAUCUUUGCUGCUGCGUGGCUUGAAGAAGCUUCCACGCGUGGGCGUCCAGAACUACAAAGCCAACACUGAGCCAUAUCUCUUAAAAGACAGCACCUCGGGACUUGCUCAGCUCUCAGCCGGCUGCCUCUUUUUGGAAACCUUCGAGCUCAUCGGGCCCGGUUUUGUCUCGGCGCUUCCUCGGCUCGAGCCUUGCACCCGCGCUAGUGUGGAGCCCCGUGGCAUGUGCGCGUGGGCCCGAGGAAUUGGUGAUGACCACUUGGCAGCGCUAGGAGGUUUACCCCGUUUGCGUCGCCUGACUCUGGCUGGGCUUCCGGGCGUCCUGGGGGGGACGGGCCUCGUGCGGCUUGCCUUACAGUGCAAGGACCUGCAGGUGCUGUCGCUCGCCAACAUCGGCUCGCUUAAAAUCAUGAACUACACUGCCACCUUGCUGGAUGUGCUCAGGCAGUGCUCACAGCUACGAGAACUCCGGUUAGAGCAGCCUUACUUGAACGCCAACUCAUCCUUCUUCGACGCCGUCUCCUGCUGCUCCUGCCUGCAACGGUUCUGCCUCAUCUCACGUAACGGCUCCUUUGAGCCGCCAGCCGCUGAGGCGUUCAUGGAGCGCUGCGUCCACGUGGUCAUGUGCCACAUGUUCACAGGUGGCACUUUGGUGGCAUGCCGCAAUCUGCGGAAAGCUCUCCAUGAUAGGUUUUCAUCAGCACGCCCGGGCCUGUCUGUGGUCAUUUACCCAAUACAGCACGAAGACCUGCCUUCCAUCAUCAGAGAUAUCCCGCUGACACUGCUGGAUCGCACCACUUUGUUCCAGAGUCAUGUGGCCCAACCGCCACGUUUAUCACCAUGGUGACAUCAACAGAAUACCUCCGUGUGAUUGGUGCUGCUGAAACUUGUUUACAGUCCAAAAGACUGUUGUUUACCCUCAGAUUGCUUUGAACUGAAUUUAUUUUUCACUUCACGCAAGAUGUUGCUCCACAAAUGAAGCUUCGGUUCACCUUGUUUCAGUUAGGUCAAAGGUUGUCGUGUAUUUCAAGUACUGUAGUUCAAAAACUGGCAUUUAAAUUUUGUCUUUUUGGUCAAAAAUUAUUUUGUGGCUCAUUUAUAAGUGCCAAAUCAAAGUAUGUAUUUGUUUAAAACAGUUCCAAUAAAUCAUUUUUACACAUUUUAAAUGUUUUGCUUUGUAUUACUAUGAUAUCCAUUUAGCAUUAUACAGUAAAUACAAUUCUUACUGUAUAAUGUAUUUACUGUAUAUAGUUGUGAUUCCUCUGUGAAUCACCACCAUAUUGUGGUGAAGGGGUUUGACUGCCUUGGGAGGACCCAAGGAGUUAAGUUGUCUGGUGCUAU
Molecule: messenger RNA, 2948 nt
Organism: Dunckerocampus dactyliophorus (ringed pipefish)
Lineage: Eukaryota; Metazoa; Chordata; Actinopteri; Syngnathiformes; Syngnathidae
Gene: fbxl18
Product: F-box and leucine-rich repeat protein 18
Exons: 7
Coding region: 337-2454 (705 amino acids)
Biological process (GO): SCF-dependent proteasomal ubiquitin-dependent protein catabolic process
Molecular function (GO): protein binding
Source: RefSeq, a predicted model, not a curated record